Molecule: messenger RNA, 707 nt
Organism: Brassicogethes aeneus
Lineage: Eukaryota; Metazoa; Arthropoda; Insecta; Coleoptera; Nitidulidae
Source: the annotation of a GenBank genome assembly
CUUUAAGAAAAUUCAUUGAAAAAAAUGAUUAAACAAUGCACAUCAUGCAAUAUAAAUACUUGGGAAUCUUUGAUAACCAACUAUAAAAUCACCCAGUAAAUCAAUCAGAUUUCAGUACAGAUAUAACUUCUAAACUACUAAUUGAAAUCAUGAAAGCUUUUGUUGCUUUCCUAGUCCUUGCUAUCGCAGCUUUGCAAUGCGAAGCUAAGGUUUACAACAAAUGCGAGUUUGCGAAGACUCUUCUUCAAGCUGGAUUUCCAAAAGAUCAAAUUGGUACUUGGUCUUGCAUUGCUGAACACGAAUCUCAUUACAAUACAAAAGCUAUUAACCAUUCCUCUGGCGAUUAUGGUAUUCUUCAAAUCAGCAAAUUAUACUGGUGCAAUGAAGGUAACACCCCCGGAAAAGGAUGUGGAAUAACCUGCAACAGUCUUCUUGGAGACGAUAUCUUUGGAGAUUUGACAUGCGUCAAGAAAGUUUUCGAAGAAACCAAAAAAUUUAAAGCCAAUGGUUUCGAAGCUUGGACCACCUAUGGCUCUUGCAGAGGAGAUCAAAGUCGUUAUGUAGCUGGUUGUUUUUAAUUUAAUAUUUAAUUUAUUUGGAUGUACCUCCCUAUUGUGUUUUUCUGUUAUUGAUCUUUAAUAAUAAAUUAAAUUACUAAUUUUUUCUGUAUUAAACCCUUAAUUUUUUCAUUGAAAUAAUAUAUACGG